Molecule: messenger RNA, 783 nt
Organism: Carcharodon carcharias (great white shark)
Lineage: Eukaryota; Metazoa; Chordata; Chondrichthyes; Lamniformes; Lamnidae
Product: receptor-type tyrosine-protein phosphatase alpha-like
Exons: 10
Coding region: 1-783 (260 amino acids)
Biological process (GO): protein dephosphorylation
Molecular function (GO): protein tyrosine phosphatase activity
Source: RefSeq, a predicted model, not a curated record
AUGAUCUCCAGUCUGCCAGUAUCAUCUGGAAGAACCAGCAAGAUCAUUUCAAUCUUCUUCCUGAGUUUGGUUUUGAUCACCUUCCUGGUUCUUGUUUUCCUGUUCCACAGGAGGAAGCAGCAAAGGAAGGCUCAGGAGUCCAGUCCUCUGGACAUUGUGCCUCUGGUGCGCCCUGGGACAUCAGAGAAGAACACUGAUGUCCACGUGUCAGACUUACUGACUUUCCUCACCAAGAUGCUAAAAUUGGAACAUGAAGGUGAAGAUGACGACAGUGACGAUGAGAAGUCUGUUGGGUUGGUUAAAGAAUAUCGCAGUCUGUCAUCUCACUCGUUGUACCCCUGCACUGUAGCAAAGGAUCCCAACAACAUAACCAAGAAUCGUUUUCUCAAUGUUUUACCAUAUAAUCACAGCCGAGUGGUCCUGAAGAGCAGAAAACACAAGGACGAUGGGUUUAUCAACGCCAGCUACAUUGACGGAUAUAAGAAGUCAAACUAUUACAUUGCAACACAAGGUCCUCUGCUUCACACCAUCGUGGAUUUCUGGGAAAUGAUUUGGCAGGAAAAUUCCACUGUCAUCGUCAUGUUGACCAACCUCAUAGAACAGGACAAGCCCAAGUGUGAACAAUAUUGGCCUGAGGAUCUUCAGAGCCAGGAGUAUGGAGAAUUCACGGUGACCUCCACCAAACGAGAGAGUCAGACGUCAAAGAGUUUCAUCGUCCGAAAUCUGCAACUGAUAAAGGUCAGCGGGCGGACAGCUGACUUCACUGCCCAACCGCCUUCCUGA